AUGAUGUCCAAAACUCGAGACACAGAGAAGGACAUUGAUGGAGGUUGUAUCCAUUUGGAGUAUUCAGAUGAUGGAACUGCACAUCCAACCAAGGAGGAAUAUGCACGGAAAAUCGACAGGCGGAUCCUACCGUUUGUGGCGCUGACCUAUCUGUUAUGCUACCUCGAUCGGACUAAUAUCGGAAAUGCACGAGUCUUGAACAGUGGCACCGGCGACGAUCUGAUGACCUCUAUUGACAUGAACGACCACGAAUAUCGCAUUGCCCUUAUGCUAUUUUUGGUGGCUUAUUCUCUAUUUGAGACACCAAGCAACUUAGCAAUGAAAAAACUCACUCCUCCAGUCUGGCUGGCAUUUCUUGUCAUUUGUUUCGGCGCCCUGUGUGCAGGAAUUGGAGGGUCAAAAAAUGCCUUAACACUCAUGGCUCUCCGAUUUCUCUUAGGUGCAUCCGAGGCUGGUGUUUACCCGGGAAUGAUCUUUUUUCUCAGCUUCUGGUACGGACCGCGUGAACGAGCCAUCCGAAUCGCUGUCUUUCUUUGCAGUGCCACGCUAGCAGGUGCUUUCGGGGGUGCUAUUGCCUACGGAGUAGCUCAUAUGAAUGGUGCCGGGGGCUUACAAGCAUGGCGGUGGCUUUUUAUUAUCGAAGGUUUACCAUGUCUCGUCCUAGCAGUUGCUAUUUUCUUUUUCCUGCCAAGCUACCCGGAAAAGGCCAAAUGGCUCACUGCGGAAGAUAAGGCCAUCCUCAAAGCAUCCUUUGGCAAUAAUGUGGCUCGAGGUGAGGACAAGCUCAACUGGGCUGAUGCAAAGGCGACUCUUAAGGAUCUUCGCCUCUGGGUUCACUAUGUCCUUUAUCUUUUUGUCGGAAUAGGUGUUUCGUCCCUCUCAUUAUUCGCUCCGGCAAUCGUUCAGGGAAUUGGAUACACUGGACUCCAGGCGCAGCUCUUCACCAUUCCACCUUAUGCAUGUGCAUAUGUUGUGGCUCUCACAGCGGCAUAUAUAUCCGAUAGAGUUGUAUGCCGAGGGUUGAUUGCUGCCCUAUUCGGGUUUACAGGAUUUGUUACGUUUCUCAUUCCCGCCUGCGUCCCGAGCCCAUCACUUCAUCUUCGUUACGGUAUGCUUGUGCUUAGUGCAUGCUCUGCUUUCGGGUCGCUACCCCCACUGUGUGCGUGGGUUUCGGACAAUGUCCACAGCACUACUGCGGCGUCGGUAGCAAGCGGGUUGAAUAUUGCAUUUACUGGACCAGGCCAAAUUAUAGGGGUGUGGAUCUACCAGAGUCAGCAGGCUCCUCAGUACCAGACGGGCCAUGCUGUCAAUGCCGCCAGUCAGUUCAUGGCAAUGGUGUUGGCAUUGGGCCUAUGGAUCUAUUACCGACGACAGAAUGCAAAGCUUGCUCCGGGUGAGCAGAAGUGGGUUGCAUAA
Molecule: messenger RNA, 1416 nt
Organism: Penicillium psychrosexuale
Lineage: Eukaryota; Fungi; Ascomycota; Eurotiomycetes; Eurotiales; Aspergillaceae
Exons: 7
Coding region: 1-1416 (471 amino acids)
Biological process (GO): transmembrane transport
Cellular component (GO): membrane
Molecular function (GO): transmembrane transporter activity
Source: RefSeq, a predicted model, not a curated record